Messenger RNA from Patiria miniata (bat star), 1699 nucleotides. RefSeq names its product methyl-CpG-binding domain protein 4-like. Gene Ontology annotation, cellular component: nucleus. The coding region runs from base 209 to 946 and encodes 245 amino acids. NCBI's taxonomy places the organism in Eukaryota, Metazoa, Echinodermata, Asteroidea, Valvatida, Asterinidae. Gene Ontology annotation, molecular function: catalytic activity; DNA binding. Gene Ontology annotation, biological process: DNA repair. The transcript has 6 exons. The record is from RefSeq and is a predicted model, not a curated record.
UUGUGUGUGUAAACAUGGAGCUAUACGUGAGUCAUAUCCGAUCAUCAUUGCCGCGUGUUGCACCACGCUACAUCAUUUUAUUAGCAGGAUCGAAGACAAGAUUACUGACAAGUGACAGUCUACUUAUAUUCUUUUCUAAUCUGUGCUGGGAAAAGGUGGAAUGAUUUGGAUCAUUUUAUAGGGCGGAAAGACGUGUGUACAACUCAAUAUGAAACGCAAGGCGAAGAAGCGUAAAUUUAGCCAAGUCAGUGCUGGCGAUAUCGAUGUCGGGGGCAAACCCUCACAUGAUUCAGUCCCUGAUGAUGGUGAUGGUGUGUCGAGUGAGGUGGGUCCUCCCGCCCAGACUUCAGGUAGCUCAAAAGCAAAAGGUAGCUCUGUGUCACCAAGAAAUACAAAGAGACAGAGGAUGCGGAAAAUGACCCCACCCCCGAGAAAAAGGACGUCAACCAGAUUGAGAACAACUCACAAGAAGAGUCCCUACUUUGGCAAAGGGGCCACCAAGGCACCUCCGAAACCUACUGGUAAGAAGUGGACGCCGCCCAAGUCACCUUUCAACUUGGUUCAGGAGAGUUUGUUUCAUGACCCAUGGAAACUUCUUGUGGCUACCAUGUUCCUGAAUCGUACGACAGGUGUCAAAGCGAUACCAGUCCUGUGGAAGUUCUUUGACUCGUGGCCAAAUCCUGAGGUGACACGCAAGGCAGACUGGAAGGACAUGGUGGAGAUGCUGAGGCCGCUAGGUCUCCACCAGAAGAGAGCCCAAAUGAUUGUCAGAUUAUCAGAUGAGUAUCUGACCAAGGACUGGACCUACCCCAUUGAGCUGCAUGGCAUAGGGAAAUAUGGCAACGAUUCCUAUCGCAUCUUCUGUGUCAAUGAAUGGAAGCAGGUGAAGCCCACUGACCACAUGCUGAACAAGUAUCACGAUUGGUUGUGGGAGAACUAUGCGUAAGUUUUUGACACAGGGCUUUCUUUUGAACAAUAUUCUGAAAUAUUUUAAUGCUGUCUUAAAGGAUAUAUGUUGAGUACAUUUCUUAUCUCAACAACAUGGGUAUAAAGUCAUCAGGUAGUCUUUCAGUUACAAAAUAGUGAACAACAAUUGGUCAGUUUGUAUUAAAGUAAAAGAAAUAUUUGUUAUGCAAUAUAAGAAAAGGACAUUUUAACCGUGUACAUGAUGUAGUGUUAAGAUUUGUAGAAAAACAAAUGUAUUUCAAUGUUGAUAUUACAAAGUGUAUAGAUUAUAAACACACCAAAUUCGCACUGCUGUUAUAAUUUUGCUGCAUUUUUGGGAAAAAAUGGUAAUUGUUGAAAAAUAAAACAGAAAAAUAAUAAUUUGUUGCUAUUAAUUGCAUGUCCAUUGUGUGAUCAUCACAACUUCUUUGAAUUACCAUGAACUAGGACAACGAAUGCCUGUCUUUGACUGUAUUUUCAAAAACAAUUUUUAUAUAAUUGUAGAUAAAAUUUCUUCAUAUUAAAGAUGUUUUCCCUGUGGUCUUGAACACAUUCAAUUUUAUUCCCACCUCACAAAACACUCUUUUUUUAUCUUGUCAUAAGCAACCAUACUGAUAGUGAGAUGGGAACCAGCAUAUUCCAUGAGAAACUUGGCCGAAGUUUUCGGUCGACGUCUCAUUCAAAAGUAAACAACUUUUGUACAAAGUAGUGCUAGAAAAAAGUAGAAAUAUACCAAUUACAGUCGAGUCUCGUU